Eurytemora carolleeae is the source of this 902-nucleotide messenger RNA. RefSeq lists its product as uncharacterized. The record is from RefSeq and is a predicted model, not a curated record. Bases 9 to 902 code for a protein of 297 amino acids. The transcript has 10 exons. NCBI's taxonomy places the organism in Eukaryota, Metazoa, Arthropoda, Copepoda, Calanoida, Temoridae.
UCCAGACAAUGCUGGUGUUCCAAGCUAGUAUACAUAUCUGCAUUUUUCAGAUUUGGAUUAGGCUGUUAAAAAUGAAAUUAAAAAAUAUUGGUAGAGUGACAGUUCUUCUUCUGGUUCAACUCAGCCUCUGCAGAGGACUUAAUGUUAUUCCCGAGGAUGGAUAUGAAGAACUUCGGAAUCUGCUAAAUCGUUUAGAAUCAAGAACCAGAACUCUGGAGGCUAGAGUAGAGUACCUAGAACAGGAGUUGAACUCACUCGAUCAAAUCACAAGGGAACAGAAUUCCAGCGUUAAGAUCACCAGGACGGAUACACCGGUCGUUGAAAUCUCUAGGCUUGAGAGGUUGGAGCAGAGGUUUGAGAUUAUGGAGGAGAUCUUGGCUCAACCUGAUGGGAAACAGGAUGUUAAGUACGAUGAACUACAAAAAGGAACUAGAACCGGGAAACAAUUUCUCUUUUCCUUCUUCCCUGCAUCCAGUUCAACUGCAUCAUCUUCUACAUCAUGCUCAUGCACAUCAGAGAUACAGCAGCUUAAUGACGUUAUCAAUUUUGUAUCAGCUAGGUCUAAACCAGUACAGGGUGGUGUAGCUGGAGGUUAUGAAAUCUUUGAUGAGGCUCAAUUUCAAUAUAGUGAGAUAUUUGCGAAUAUAACGAACCUAUACAGUAAGGUUCAGGCCAACAGAGCGGAUAUAGAUACUAAAUGCAGCAAAAAGAAAUGUGAUAUGAUAUUGAACAAGGCAAAGAAGGUGAACCAAAUGGUAAAGUUCCUCUCCACCAUGAACAUCACUUACUUAGAGACCGUCGUGAACAUGCUCAGUACAAGUACUGCCACUGCUACAUUAACCAACCUGGACGCAUGUUUGAAGGAUCCCACCUCUGCUACAUGUACUGCUGCUUAUGGGUGA